UUUUAAAUAAAGGUAAGUCCGAAUAGAGAAUUUUUUUGUAGAUAGAAACUGUAUUUUGUACUUCCUUAGAGGUCAAUACCAAUGCGGUGAUUUUGGAGCAGCCAAGCACUAGUGGGCUUCAAAAGAAGGUUAACUCUAAAGCAGGUAAGCAUAUUAAAACAUUUUUUACUACCUUUAUGAAUUAAUGAUCUCUUUUUAAUAACAAUUUACCCCCUCGAUGCGAUUCAAUUUUUUAUUUAAAAAAAUACAUAUAUAAUAUACAUUACUUGAGUUAUUAUUACAUACAUACCUACCCAUGUACAUAAAUUAAAUUUUUAGACUAUAUGGAUAAUUGUACUGAUGAAAGUGUUAUAUCAGGCAGCGAAUAUUCCCCUUCCAGUGAAGAAGAUUCAGAAGAGGAUUCUGAUAACUCAAAUAUUUCUUAUUCGACGAGUCUCAUAAACAAAUAUCCGGAUGUUGAUAGAGUCAAACGUAAAAUGUUUCCGGAUAACCAAAAAAUUAAAAAGGUUCCGACAAGCAGCAGGGAAACCCCGGAUAGGAUUGACGUCAUUGGCGAAGUGCAGGAGGAAAUACCUCGGGAAAUACGUAUAGAAGACCAUAACCAGCAAUUCGAUGUUACUGCCGAUGAAAUAAGUAAAAGAGAAAUUGUUAAACCAGUUUUAAAAAUAACUAAAAAAAGAGUCCGGAAACCUGAUAAUUGGAAACGAAAUAAAGCGGCAAAGUUAAGACAACAAGGUAAAGAAUAUAUUUCUCAAAAGACUGGUAAAGUGAUGGAAGCAAAAACAAUUAAAAGAGAUUUUCUGUGUAAAGAAAAAUGUAGAAUAAACUGUACUGAGAAAUUUAGUAUUGCAAGCAGAGAAGAAAUUCUAAGAAAAUUUUAUAAGCUAGAUACAAAUUCCAAUAUUUUAAUUUUUAAAAGUAUUAAGAUGCAGGAAGUUAAUCGUCACCGCCCUCGUUUUACCUGA
Anthonomus grandis grandis is the source of this 965-nucleotide messenger RNA. RefSeq lists its product as uncharacterized. The transcript has 3 exons. The coding region runs from base 324 to 965 and encodes 213 amino acids. NCBI's taxonomy places the organism in Eukaryota, Metazoa, Arthropoda, Insecta, Coleoptera, Curculionidae. The record is from RefSeq and is a predicted model, not a curated record.